Molecule: messenger RNA, 4791 nt
Organism: Coregonus sp. 'balchen'
Lineage: Eukaryota; Metazoa; Chordata; Actinopteri; Salmoniformes; Salmonidae
Source: the annotation of a GenBank genome assembly
AUGAGUAAUGAGCAGCAUGUGCUUACACAGCGCUGUGGACUAAUCCUGCCCCCCACUACCCGUCCCCACGGUCUCCCCUUUAGAGGAGCUCCCACCAGGGAGGACCCACAGACACACACAGCUCUGGCCAAGAGGGAGGACAGGACAGAGGAACUGACAGUGUUAACUAACUUCCACUGUCCAGCAGAUCACACCACUGUUACAGAGACCAAGAGACUAUCCAGGACCUGAGAGAGACUGAGAGAUUCUCGUAUCUCCGUCACCAAGGGACAGAGGAAGGAGAGACUGAGAGAUCAUCGUAUCUCCAUCACCAAGGGACAGAAGAAGGAGAGACUGAGAGAUCAUCGUAUCUCCAUCACCAAGGGACAGAAGAAGGAGAGACUGAGAGAUCAUCGUAUCUCCAUCACCAAGGGACAGAAGAAGGAGAGACUGAGAGAUCAUCGUAUCUCCGUCACCAAGGGACAGAAGAAGGAGAGACUGAGAGAUCAUCGUAUCUCCAUCACCAAGGGACAGAGGAAGGAGAGACUGAGAGAUCAUCGUAUCUCCAUCACCAAGGGACAGAGGAAGGAGAGACUGAGAGAUCAUCGUAUCUCCAUCACCAAGGGACAGAAGAAGGAGAGACUGAGAGAUCAUCGUAUCUCCAUCACCAAGGGACAGAGGAAGGAGAGACUGAGAGAUCAUCGUAUCUCCAUCACCAAGGGACAGAAGAAGGAGAGACUGAGAGAUCAUCGUAUCUCCAUCACCAAGGGACAGAAGAAGGAGAGACUGAGAGAUCAUCGUAUCUCCAUCACCAAGGGACAGAGGAAGGAGAGACUGAGAGAUCAUCGUAUCUCCAUCACCAAGGGACUGAGGAAGGAGAGACAACGUGGAUACAGGACAUCCAGUGACUGGGUGACCAUAGGGGGGAGUGGAUCUGGACUAAAGAGGAACCGAACUGACCAGCCAUCUGCCAGUCAGAGCUACCCAUCCAUCAGGACAUUUCUGCACUCCAAUAGAUUGGCAGUGACACUUCGACUAACUUUUCCUGCAUCGUCGCUGAUUGCCACACAGCAGCUAGGCUCGUCAUUGCGUUGGGAAACGAUUUCAGAACUUCUAAGCCGUUUACAGUAACCUCUGGGUGUGGGGGGAAAGCGACCGGUCCACAAGACAUCGUUAGGACAUAUUGACAAACCAUGAUGGAGGAUCACCUGUCUAAGAUCCAUCCCUCCUCCUCUCCAAGCGAAUCUUCAGGGAGCAGUGGCACCGACUGUGACAGCAGAGGAGGUAAAUGUUUGGCUGAUAUGGACUUCACAUUAUUUCUAAAAGCUGGUGCUCGGGCCAAAAGCUCGGUGAAUAAAGGAAAUAAAAGCUGCUCAUGUUAAAUGCUGCUCCAGAGUGCUUUAUUCUUGCAACACAACCAACGAAGUUCAGACCGCAAUACACAUAGUUUAUUAUUGAUUGUGUUCCAUAGUGAAGCACUUGGGAUCAGCAUUUACCAUGUGUGGGCGCUUUUCUUCUUUACUGGCAGAGCAGGUGAGACCUCAGUGCUGCGCUCUCCCGUUAGAAACAACAGGCUGCUGUCCAGAUCGCUGGCACCAUGAUGAGCCUGACGGAAUUGUUACUGAUAACAGUUAACGUAUAGAUAUUAUGCAGAUAACAAGCUUAGUCUGUGUGUGGCUCCAAAUUUCAAAUACUUUAAAGUAAAAUGUCUGCUUUCUAUCAGCGCUGACGUUUCAAAUUGAAUGCAUUGAAAUGUAUUUUAUUUCAUUGAUACAAAUAUUAAUUUUCAAUGAGUAGAAAAUACUAUUUUUGGAAUAACAAAUAAUUGAGAAUUAUAUUCUUUAUGUUGGAGAGAAAAAAGUGAUGUUGCUUAAUUAAAAUGUUCAAUUAUUUGAUAGUUGGAUCAACUAUGCUGUCUCUAACUACCCCACCUCUCUCUCUCUCUGUUGUCUCCCAGCAAAGAGUCCAGCCCCGGGUAAAGCCCUGAGUCCAGCGCUGCUCUGUAAGGUCUGUGGAGACACCAGCAGUGGAAAACACUACGGCAUCUACGCCUGCAACGGCUGCAGCGGAUUCUUCAAACGCAGCGUCCGACGGAGACUCAUAUACAGGUGAGUCGCCGUGGUAACAGACACUGUAGCCUAGUGUACAGUCAAACUACCCACUGAUAGAUAGGCUAACUGUGUCAUCACAACUUUACAUACAAAUAAAUAAACAUAAUUUGUGAUUUUAAUACAUUUAAGUUGAUCCCGACUUCUUAGUUGACGUUUAAAUCUCUAGAAUAAUGUAUUAUUUCACAUACUGUGAAACUCUGCUAAAGAUAUGUUUUCCUCUGCUCAUCCCAACAGGUGUCAGGCUGGUACGGGCAUGUGCCCAGUGGAUAAGGCCCAUCGGAACCAGUGCCAAGCCUGUCGGCUGAAGAAGUGCCUACAGGCAGGCAUGAACAAAGAUGGUGAGUCGGUGAAAUUCAUUUAUUUGGAGUCAAAGAUAAUAAUCUGUUUUUCAGUAUGAAUAGAUCUGAAAUGGUGUAUAAUUCUGGUUAGAGUUGGGAUAUGUUUGUUGAGCAGUCUGUCUCCUUGGACGGUGAAGUGUAAAGGUGUGUCUUAACUCCCCCCCCCCAGCUGUCCAGAACGAGCGUCAGCCCCGCAGCACGUCUCAGGUGCAUCUGGACUCCAUCGACGUGGACACAGACAAGGAGCACCUGGCCACCACACGGGAUCCCACUUCCUCUUCCUCCUCUUCCUCCUCCUGCUCAGUGAUCACCCGGCCCCACAUCACCUCCACCUCCAUCAGCUCCUCCUCUGCCCCCCCACAGCGCUGUGGCUCCUCCCCCAGCCCUCAGAACAACCACCGCUUCAUGGUCAGCCUCAUGACCGCUGAGACCUGCGCUAAACUGGAGCCUGAGGAUGGUGAGGAGGCUUUUAUUAUGGCUUUGUUGGCUGCUUUUCCUCCCUUUCUUUCUUUCUUUCUUUCUUUCUUUCUUUCUUUCUUUCUUUCUUUCUUUCUUUCUUUCUUUCUUUCUUUCUACUUCUUCAUCUUUCUUUCUCACGUAUUUACAGUUUCUCUCACAGUUUCCAUAAUGUCCAGGUUUUUAUCUUUGUAUUUAAAUCAUUCCACUUCUUUCACAGUUGAUGAGAACAUUGAUGUGACCAGUAACGAGCCAGAGAGGGCGUCCUCAGACUACCACAUGUCCCUGUACCCGUCCAGUACAGAGAACGUGUACGAGACUUCAGCCAGGCUUCUCUUUAUGUCUGUUAAAUGGGCCAAGAACCUUCCGGUGUUCUCCAAUCUCCCCUUCAGAGACCAGGUAAGACAGGACACUAUGAUUGUACAUGAAGACUUCAGUUAAAGGGUUUACUUACAGUAUAAACUGCUUAUAAAACAUAUCACUAGAUCGUUUGGUAAUUGAUAGUUUGUCAAUAUGAACACUGUCGUAUAGCUCAAACAGGUAAACAAGCGAUGUUUUUUUUAUGGUGCAAGGAAUAGUUUGAUACAACUUCCACCUGUUUUGAGACACUGUUUUGAGACACUUUGAGACACAGUUUGUGAUGUCAUGUUUAUGACCUGUCACCAGUGACCUCUAACCUUGUGUGACCCCCCCCCCCACUGAUCUGACUUCCUUUGUCCCCCUCCAGGUGAUCCUGCUGGAGGAGGCGUGGUCUGAACUCUUCCUGCUGUGUGCCAUCCAGUGGUCUCUCCCCCUGGACAGCUGUCCUCUGCUGUCCCUCCCUGACGUGUCCCCCCACCACCACGCAGAGUAAGACAUCCUACAGCAGCCUGGACCUGCGUCUGCUCCAGGAGGUCUUCAGUAGGUUCAAAGCCCUGGCCGUAGACCCCACUGAGUUCGCCUGCCUCAAGGCCAUCGUUCUCUUUAAACCAGGUGGGUGUCUGGGGCGUCAGGGGGAUGUUGGUUUGGGAUUUUUUGUUGCGGUGGGGUAAUUUCUUUGCAAUAAGAAGGGCCAGAUAUAAUCUGUGGUGAUGUUUUUGGGAACAGAGCUGAAUGUAAUGCAAUACAUAUUUCUGUUUGAUCUGGAUUAGAUUUACUGCCAGAGGUCUUUCUAUUUCUGGGGGUAUAAAUUCUACUGGCCAUGUGGAUAAUAAGACAUGAGACUGUUUGACUGACUUUUACUCUUUGUUGUCACAGAGACCCGAGGUCUGAAGGACCCAGAGCAGGUAGAGAACCUACAGGAUCAGUCCCAGGUGAUGUUGGGACAACACAUCAGAUCACAUUACUCCAGUCAGCCUGCCAGGUAGGAUUCACUACGACCUCCCUGCACAACCAUACUGACCUCCCUGCACAACCUCACUGACCUCCCUGCACAAUCAUACUGACCUCCCUGCACAACCUCACUGACCUCCCUGCACAACCUCACAGACCUCCCUGCGCUCAGACUCUUCCUUUAUGCCCUUUUAUCCACAUGGAUCUGGAUUCCAAUGUAUGUAUAGCUAGCUACUAACCUGAAGAAUGAGAGUAUGUUCAAUUGGCUGGUGAAAUCAAAUGUCACUUUUAGGAAUCUGUAAAUGACUUGAUCUUGAUAUUAUCUUGACAGCUUUUAACAGAAUUGGAAUCAGUUUCAUUUUCUAUUUUUUUAGACAGUUCAGGACUUUGACGGAAUCUCUUUGCUGUAAAUUCAAAGUGUAUAACUCACCACCCUUCGCUGUCUCUCUCUCUCUCGGUGUAGAUUUGGGAAGCUCCUCCUGCUGUUGCCCUCUCUGCGUUUCGUCAGCUCCGAGCGGAUCGAGCUCCUCUUCUUCCACAGGACCAUCGGCAACACCCCUAUGGAGAAACUGCUGUGUGACAUGUUCAAGAACUAA